Pseudovirgaria hyperparasitica is the source of this 2012-nucleotide messenger RNA. RefSeq names its product Metallo-dependent hydrolase. The record is from RefSeq and is a predicted model, not a curated record. Lineage: Eukaryota; Fungi; Ascomycota; Dothideomycetes; Acrospermales; Acrospermaceae. Bases 82 to 1815 code for a protein of 577 amino acids. The transcript has 2 exons. Gene Ontology annotation, molecular function: adenosine deaminase activity. Gene Ontology annotation, biological process: adenosine catabolic process; inosine biosynthetic process.
CCUCCACCGAACAUGCAAACGUCCCCGAAAGCACUCUUCUGACCUGCACCAGACUCAUUUUCAACGACAUCGUAUACCAGUAUGUCUCUAGAAGAUGACACUACCUUCAGAAAGGCGAAUGGUGUCCCUUCACACAGCGACGAGUUCAUUCAGCGAUUCCUACAAGGCAGGGACAGCCUAGUAUACGAGGAGAAGAAACAAAGAAGCGACCGAGUCUUCCGUCAGAGCCUCUCACCCGCCAGUGCGGAAGCUUGCGCAAUUGUAGACCAGAUUCGCUUCGAAGAGCAACAGACGAUAUGGACACGAGAAUACGAAAACAGUCUGGCGGAAGAAGACCAGGAUAUAUAUCCUGGUAUGAUGUUCAGUCUCGCAAAAGAGCGCAUGGAGAAGAGCAAGCUUUGGAAGAUCAUCAAGAAGAUGCCUAAAGGGGCAUUAUUGCAUUGCCACAUUGAAGCAAUGGUGGAUUUUGACUGGGCUAUGGUUGAAGCUUUCAACACAAAAAACUUCUGUAUCAAGGCUAAGGAGCCAUUGUCUUCGCCCAGGAGCAGAAGAGCGGCAAACUUCGAAUUCGUGUACAAAAUCGACUCCAAGGUCCCGGGCGAAAGCAUCUGGUCCGACACAUAUACACCCUCAACCCCUGUUCCCCUGACCGCUGCCGCAGACGCAUACCCAGACAACGGCAAAGCAGGCUUCAUCGAGUGGGUACGCUCACGCGUUACAAUAACCCACGAGGAGUCCCUUCGCCACCACUACGGCCCUAAUGACGUCUGGCGCAAGUUCCUCUCUUGUUUCCCGAUCCUCGGCAGCAUCAUCUACUACGAGCCCAUCUUCAAAAAGUUCCUCCAGCGCAUGUUCACCCAGCUUGCCGAAGACGGCGUCCAGUGGGUCGAGCUACGCUCCGCAUUCUACACACCUUUCUACAGCGAAUGCCAAGAAACCCCAGACCAGGAUCACGAGGGUUUCUUCGACUGCCUCGAGCAAUGCAUUGAGGCAUUCCAAAAAGACCCCGCUUCUCGAGACCGUGUAGAAUUUUGGGGCGCCCGCGUAAUCUGGACCACCAUUCGCGCGCUUGACACCCCCGCUAUAAUCGCCGGCAUGAAAGAAUGCAUAUCGCUCAAGAUGCUGUUCCCAGACCUCAUUGCCGGUUACGACCUCGUCGGUCAAGAAGACGCCGGACGGCCUCUCUCCGAUCUUGUCCCUGAGCUCUUCUGGUUUCGUAAAGCAUGCGCGCAAUCAGGCGUUACAAUCCCAUUCUUCUUUCACGCGGGCGAGACACUUGGCGACGGCGAUAGCACAGACGAAAACCUCUUUGACGCAAUUCUGCUUGGCACAAGGCGGAUCGGACAUGGCUUUAGCUUGUACAAACACCCGCUGCUAAUCGACAUGAUCAAGGACAAACGCAUCCUCGUCGAGAGCUGCCCGGUCAGCAACGAGGUCCUGCGGCUGUGCAGCUCCAUCAUGGCGCAUUCACUACCUGCGCUCCUGGCGCGCGGCGUGCCAUGCGCCCUUUCCAACGACGACCCGACGAUUCUCGGACACGGCGAGGUCGGUCAGACGCACGACUUCUGGCAGGCAAUUCAAGGGUGGGAGAAUCUCGGUCUUGCGGGCUUGGGCAGUCUGGCGGAGAAUAGCGUGCGGUGGGCGGCGUUCGAGGACGAGCAGCCGGCCGAAUGGACACAGGGUGUUCGCGAUGGGGUCACGGGCAAGGGAAAGAAGGGCGAGUAUCUGAAGCAGUGGAUGAAGAGCUGGGAGCGCUUCUGUGUGGAUGUCGUGCAGGAGUAUAGUCCAGACGAGGAUUUAGAUCCGGACGAAUAGAGUUACACUCAAAAUGGCUAUCUGGGUUGUAGAGGGGGGCGUUUAGAAGGGCUUUGAAAGGGGGGCCAUCUAGAUGGAGUUUGGAGAGGGGCCCAGUGAGGCGACUUUUCAACAAGUAGACACCAUACAUUGUUAUACGCUGUAUUCUUUGCACCGAACACGAACUAAAAUAGAUUGCCACAUCAAAUGACCAUCAC